Molecule: messenger RNA, 1691 nt
Organism: Thamnophis elegans (Western terrestrial garter snake)
Lineage: Eukaryota; Metazoa; Chordata; Lepidosauria; Squamata; Natricidae
Product: sulfotransferase 6B1-like
Exons: 8
Coding region: 177-1115 (312 amino acids)
Biological process (GO): sulfation
Cellular component (GO): cytoplasm
Molecular function (GO): sulfotransferase activity
Source: RefSeq, a predicted model, not a curated record
GGUUCUCCUCCAGAUUCCUGCAGGCUGGUCUUGUUGAGUGUUAAAUUGCAAGGGAAACAAGCUGAUUUAGCAAAGUGCAGCGGGAAGAGUGUGGAAGAGUCUGAAUAUAUACUGUAUCUGUAUAUUCCACCACACAUAUUCCCCCCCCCCCACACACACAAAAAAAAAAGACAGAAAUGGCACACGUGAGAAAAAAGUUUAUUGAGAUUCUGGAAAAAGUCAUGAAAGAAGGAGAGCAGAUGACACCAGAGGAGAUGCUGAUUACGCAUGAAGGAAUUGCAUACCCGACUGUCUUUUGCAACCCAGAGCAGUUCAAAGCUUUGGAGGCCUUCCAGGCCAGGAGUGACGAUGUAGUUCUAGCAGGAUAUUGCAAAUCUGGCACCAACUGGGUUGGCCAGAUUGUUACUGAUUUAGUAAUAACAUCUGCAAAGAAAUAUGAACCAGAGAAGUUGGAUGAAAAACUUCUCCUAGCGGAAUUUCCAUAUCUCGAAAUAGGAGAUACUGAAAAGUAUAAGAGGAUGGAUACUUAUCCUUCCAGGAGAGUGAUGUUUACUCAUCUCCGUCCUGAUAGAUUCCCACCAUCAAUUUUCCAGAACAAAGCCAAAGUACUGAUGCUGGUUCGAAAUCCAAAAGAUGUUGCUUCAUCUUUUUUCCAUUUUUCAAACAACUUCAGUCCUUAUCCUCCCUAUGAUACAUUUGAAGAGUUCUUCCGAGCUUUAAUGAUAGGAAAAAUGCCCUGGGGAUCCUAUAUAGAGUAUCUUUGUACAUGGAACAAGUAUAUUGAUAAAGAAAAUGUCCUGCCAAUAACAUAUGAAGAGAUAAAAGAGAACCCAGCUUUAGGAGCCAAAAAGAUUUCCACCUUUCUUGAACUGAACUUAAAUGAGGAAGACUUUCAGGGUGUUGCAGAAAGGAGCACAUUCAAGACGAUGAAAGAAAAAUCUAAAACAACUCAUGGAGAAUUUGGUGAAGUUCUUUUCCGGAAAGGUGGCAUAAGUGACUGGAAAACACUUUUUAGUGAAGCAAACAACAAGGAGAUGGACACUGUAUUUAAAGAGCGCUUAGAAGGAACUAAAGUGGGAAAAUUGAUAAACUAUGAUCGUUACUGCAAGAUAUGAAGAUCAAGGGAAAAAGCUAUCCAUUGUAAAAUAAUUCCAUUCUCAGAAACAAGGCAUUCCAUUUACAUUUUAAUAAAUUUAUGAUUUUUAUGUAAUCUCUGCAUGAAAGGGGAAUGGAAAUAAUUUCAAGAGUUUUCUGACAACAGUUCUAUAAAUUUAUAAGCUAUAAAUGGCUAAAAUUGCAUUACUUAAUCAUGCUAAUAGCAUAUUCAUUUCUAUUCAGAGUUAUGACAUAAUAUUUUAGAAAUAUAAGACAACUGGAUAGAUGUUAGAAAGAAAUCUAAAAUGUGACCUUUUAUUGUAUAGAAAUCAACAAGCUCUUAAUCACACCAAUUCUUCGAGCAUAGAUAUAUGUUUCUCUGUGUUUAUUCCUACACACUCAUAUACACAAAUUUUCAUACAUACUAUUAAAUACUGAAAUCAAUUUGAAAUGUAAUUAUGUAUUGUUCAUUGACAUUUUAAUCAUAAAUCCUAACAGAAAAUUAAUUGAUUGGCUACUGCCAAUCUGAAUGAUUGCUAGUAACAGGAAUUACAUACCAACACAGGUAGAGAGAAAAGAAGGGAAGCCACCAGGUA